UUCGACUUGUGCGUUGCGAAGAUCGCGAGCGAGCAUGCCAUGGAGCGAACGAGCGAGUGCCUUCGUCAUCGUUUGCUGAUUUUCAUUCAAGUUAAAAAUUGCAGUGUAGGGUGCUAAAAUUAUGUUAAUGAAGUGAACAAUAGAAUUGGUGAUGUUGGCCUUAGGCUUAUUGUUAUUUCGCAAAAAAACUGUUAAAGAACACAAGUUUACUGUAGUAAUCCGUCGAAAAUCGAGAAAGCUUCAAACGUGUUUGAAGCUUUCGUUUUUGCAUUAAUGGAACUAUGAACCUGGACCCUUUAACGUUUAGCUUAUCGCAAAUCAAUUAUCUUGUUAUAAAUUUAAGUAAGAAGAACUUCAAGCAGACGAAUCAAGAGUUGUCUCAGCUGGUUAGUCUAUAUGGGCUAGAAGCGGAAAAUCAACUCUUGAGGUGUCUGCUCACUGAGGCAGCGAAGAACUGUUGGGAUACUGAUCGUCCAGGAAAUUCGUCUAACAAUAGCAUCCACGCGUCUUUGCUCGCGCAGCAUCUAGCAUCCUUGCUCAACCAUCCAGCGAAGUCGACUGUUAUCUGUCGCGCUGUAGACCAACCGACCAGAACACUACAGAAGAUAUUAAAACCUUCAAAUACUUUACUCAAUCGACUGUCAAGAUUGUUAAAGUUAACCACCGCAGAGGAUGUUGCCCUUUCGCUGGUUCUAAGGAGGAACUCGUCGAAAACUGAAAUCGUAAAUUUAUCCAAACAACAUCUCAAAAAGAGAUUUUUAGAUCUCGUACAGUGCUACCUCGACGCAGAACGCGGACAUCAAGUGGAGCGUGCCGGACUUCAGGAAUGCAGCCCUGAAGUGUUGCAAACUCUUCUUACUAAUCUCGCGCACGAAAAUUUUCGUUUAGCCGCAGUGACAAAGGACUUAUUUUUGAAGAAGUUACGAAUCGAUUUCCCUCGGGAAGUAGUGCCAAUAGUGCUCGCGCCCCUGCUGUAUCCCGACGAUACAAAGACGCCUCUUGAGGAAAUGACUACAGCAGACGACAUGGCCGCAGCCAUGAUGGACAACUCUCUCGCAGAGAUCAUCCGAGAUAUCGGCUAUUCUUUCACCUCAUCCGUUGAGGAAUGCAAGAACAAUAUGUUGAACUUCGGCGCCCGAGAGCCUACGGCUACGGAUGUUGCCAAAAUUAUAUCGACUAUGGUGAGAUACCACACGACAGUUCAAGACGGGCCACCGAUACAGACACCCGGCAACUUCUGGGUCGGCCACGAUGUCAAAAAGGAGCCUUUGUCCCAAGGGCAUGGCGACUCGUGGAACGCAGAAGUAUUAGUUCAAACACUAAAGGAUCUAGCCUCUAACCUUAACUGGAAAGAGGUCAUUCUACAACUGGAUCACCCUGAAUUUUUCGUCGCUGACAGACAAGGCUUGAGCUUGCUGUUCACAAUAUUGCGACUUGGCCUUCAAAGUGCGGGCUACCCGUCAAAUAUAUUCCCGGUUGAAUAUUUGUGCCGUCGAUGGACAAAUCUAGAAGGUCAGAUGAGCCUCAUAACUAACAUACUGAAGCACCCAGACAUAUUUAGUUUUGCUGAUCACCCGUUUCAUCCAGUUUCUAUCGAUUUACUGAAAUCACCUCCUGAAGCGGACAACAAAGACGUAGCGACCUGGCGUUGCCUUUACCUGGUUGAACUACUGCUGUAUGCUUCAGAGCGUGGCUAUUACAUGCAAGUACAAGAACUAUUCAAGAUACCACUACAGUAUUGCCCGGAUGUAUUGAUGCUGGCUUUACUUCAAAUUAGUCCACCUGUCAAUGUGGUUAGACAAGAGUUGUUUUCAACCCUAAUACCAAUAUUUUUGGGCAACCAUCCUAAUUCAGGAAUCAUUUUACACCAUGCUUGGCAUAAUCAAAACCCUAAUAUCAAAGCUGUGAUUAUGCAUUCAAUGGCAGAAUGGUACAUUCGUGGAGAUUGUGAUCAGUCAAAACUUUCAAGGAUCUUAGACGUCGCACAGGAUUUAAAGGCGUUGUCCUUAUUAUUGAAUGUUCAAUCGUUUCCUUUUGUGAUCGACCUUGCUUGUCUAGCGUCCCGGAGGGAAUACCUAAAGCUUGAUAAAUGGUUAACCGACAAAAUUAGGGAUCAUGGCGAAGCCUUUGUCUCCUCGAUGGUUAAAUUCUUGCAAAGAAGAUGCCCAUUAGUCCUUGGUAAAGGACCAGAAGAGCAGUUACCAAAAGCAGCUCAGUUACCGCACGAAACGAUUGCUACGAUGCUGGCAUGCUUACAAUUAUGCAUUCCGAAUGUUCAACAAGAGCUACAGGAGGCGAUCUGCAAUGUAAUUGCUAACUGCCAGACUCUCAUACUAAGUAAAACACGGCAGAGCAUUGCGGGAAUUGCACGACCUCACACCAGAGUCUUGGAAACACCGUUCAACCCUGCUGGAUUAGGUGGUCAAUUAUUCCCACCACAUGUGGAUUCCAUCACUAAUUUGACUCCCAAUGUAGCAAACAUGAGCUUGGGCGCACCAGCUAACACAGCGUUUGCAAUGCCUGGUACCUUAGGACCCCUUGUGACUACGCCAGGGUCGCCUUCGCGGCUCAUGGGUGCUGGGCCUAAUAGCCCGUUUGCAAUGAUGCCCUUGCAACAUAACGCAAAUGUGGCUAAUAUGGGAUUGGCCAGAAUGGUCCCUGCUCCAGCAAUGGAUAAGCCACGUAUUCCAGAUCCAAUUCACUUCCCUGAGAUGAUGCAUAAUGUUGCCAAGGAAAUUGAGGAUGAAGCUAACGGCUAUUUUCAAAGAAUCUAUAACCAUCCGCCUCAUCCCACGCUGUCGAUAGACGAAGUGCUUGAUAUGCUGAAAAAGUUUCAAGAUUCGCCAAACAAACGAGAGCGUGAGGUAUUCUCGUGUAUGCUGCGAAACCUCUUUGAAGAAUACAAAUUCUUUCCUCAGUAUCCGGACAAAGAACUUCACAUAACUGCCCAACUCUUCGGCGGAAUCAUAGAGAAGGGCCUAGUACCCAGUUACGUCUCGCUUGGCCUGGCUUUAAGGUUUGUUCUGGACGCGUUACGGAAACCAGAGGGCUCUAAAAUGUAUUACUUUGGUAUAGCGGCUUUGGACAGAUUCAAGUCGCGCCUCAAGGACUAUCACAAAUACUGCGAGCAUGUUAGAGCUAUACCUCAUUUUAGUGAAUUCCCUCCGCAUCUCAUCGAGUAUGUAGAGUACGGACUCCAGAGUCAAGAGCCGCCGUCGAAACCCCAAGGGGCUGUGUUGCCGACUAGCCUGGCAGCUAUGUUAAACCAAACCGCAGUUGUAACUGUAUCAGCUCCGUAUAGAGCUGUCGCCCCACCUAUUUCGGUGAUAUCAAAAGUGGCAAAUUGCACGUCAGGUGGUAUGGGAAGCCGACCAUCCAUUGCGAACGCCACGAACAUCGACACGCUGCUGACAGCUACGGACAGGGAAGAGAAAAUCAACGCUCCGCCUGAACCCAUUCAAGACAAAACAGCUUUUAUUUUCAACAACUUAAGCCAGUUAAACUUACAACCUAAAUGCGAAGAGCUCAAGGAAAUACUCACUGACGAAUAUUAUCCCUGGCUGUCUCAAUAUCUAGUCAUGAAGAGAGCUUCUAUCGAGCUCAACUUCCAUGCAUUAUAUUCCAAUUUCCUUGAUGUUCUUAAAAUUCGCGAGGUCAACAAGAUGGUUACAAAGGAAACUUAUCGUAACAUCAAAGUAUUAUUGCGCUCAGAUAAAGGCAUAGCAAACUUUUCUGAUCGUUCAUUACUGAAGAAUCUCGGUCACUGGCUUGGCAUGCUUACGUUAGCACGUAACAAACCUAUUCUGCAUGUCGAUAUUGAUCUAAAAGCACUAGUACUCGAAGCUUAUCAUAAAGGCCAACAGGAACUGCUGUAUGUAGUACCUUUUGUGGCCAAAGUUUUAGAAUCAUGCGCUAAAAGCGUUGUUUUCAAGCCUCCCAAUCCCUGGACGAUGGCAUUGAUGAAUGUACUAGCCGAGUUACACCAGGAGCCAGAUUUAAAACUGAAUUUGAAGUUCGAAAUAGAAGUACUGUGCAAGAAUCUAGGCCUAGAUAUAGCUAAUCUGAAACCUGCCAUUUAUUUGAAAGAUCCUGAAAAAGUAAGGCAGAUAGAAUUUCAACUGUCGCAGCCGAAACCGAAUAAAGAGGCAACGGCAGUGGUACCGGUUAACCCAGCAAUCAUCCAGGUUCCGCAAAUGCAAAUGAUGCCACCUCCGCCUCCCAUGAUACCGACGGAGGACAUGACAGUCACCGCGCCCACGCCCACCAGCGGCCUCAUGGGCGACCCCAAUCUAAUGGGAGUCAUCGGCCUGCCUGAGCCUAGAUUCAAUUAUGUGGACGUUAAUGUUUCGUCCACAUCUGCAUUCGGCCAAAAGAUAUGCUUCAAUCCUCAGAUUCUCUUAUUCCAAAACUAUCCGAACUUGAAACAGUUUGUCAAGCCCGCGAUCGAGAGGUCGAUCCAGGAAUGGAUCCACCCUGUUGUGGACCGAUCAAUUAAGUAUGCUUUAACUACGUGUGAGCAAAUAAUAAGGAAAGACUUCGCGUUGGAUCCUGAUGAAGUGAGAAUGCGAACCUGCGCGCAUCACAUGAUGCGAAACCUGACCGCUGGCAUGGCGAUGAUCACGUGUCGCGAGCAGAUCAUUAGCACUAUCAGCACCAACCUGAAGGGUGCUUUCGCAACCGCCCUGAUGCCCUCCACACCCCAACAGUUUCUGGUAUUUCAGAAGGAGAUUAUAGAAAGCGCAGCUGCUGUUCUAGCUACCGAAAAUAUGGAGUUGGCGUGCGCGUUCAUCCAGAAGACUGCGGUGGAGAAGGCGCUGCCCGAGCUGGACAAGCGCCUGCUUAACGACUACGAGAUGCGCAAGCUCGCGCGCCAGGAGGGCCGUCGCUACUACGACCCUAUGGUGCUCUCCUACCAGAACGACCGCCUGCCCGAACGCGUCCGUCUCCGCGUCGGCGGCCCCACAGAAGUCCAAAUCACCGUCUACGAAGAAUUUGCAUGCAACAUCCCCGGCUUCACGCCCAUUCGCGACGUCGGAAUGUUCUUGCUCAAACCGGCUCAGGAUCAAAUGUCUCAACUCACGUUCAGCCAGGUCAUCAAUCCGAGUCAGGUGUACGGCACGGACGAGAUGAGCGCGCUGAUCUCCGCCGCCGAGAUGUUCCUCGCCAACUGCAUCGCCGUCGCCACGCUCGCCGUGCAGGGAGCUAACAUGCACUCUCUCCUCGAGUGCCUCUUCCUCGCAAGAAGAAACCGCGACUUUGUGUCCGGAUGCGCUUUGCUCCAGAAGGCGGUGGAGGGGUUGUUGGACGGGCACAUCGUGCAGCCGGGCAUGAGCAGCGAGCACGUCGAGAUGAUGGCUCGCUACCGCGACAUCCACCUGCGCGUGCUCAAGCUGCUGGAAGACCAGCGCGUGUACGGACACGUGUGGACCUCCAAGCAGAUCACCUGCUGCAUCACCGAGUGCCGCGAGGAGCUGCGCUACAACAUCGAGGCGGUCGACUGCCUCAUCAGGAACCAUCUGGUCAACUUGCCACAGUACGACCUUGCCAUCGCUCACUUGAUGGACAGCGGCAACAACUACAUGGCUGUUGCGUUCGCGAUGCAACUGGUGCAACUGUACCUCGUAGACGACAGGAACAACAUCUACGUAAGCGAAGGCGACUUGUUCCACACUGCUGAGACGCUGGUCAGAAUCUUGUCCCACUCCCGCCAGCCUCCGCCCGAGGGCCUUGGAUCCCUCAUCGAAAUGCUCCGAGUAAACCAAGAUCCUAGCGCCUAUUUAGGGGAAAGGUCCCCGUUAGGACCAACUGCACACAUCCACUCUGGAAUCCUGCAAGUUAGAGCCCAGAAUUACGACGACCCGCCCGGUUUACAAGAAAAGACGGAGAAUCUUCUCCGCGAAUGGAGAAACGUGCUUCUCAGCCCAAUGACCGAAAUAGAACUCGCUCAGAAUUUCAACUUGUAUGUCCAUCGCAUGAACAUGAACGGAAUCCUUAAAUCUGAUGACAUGAUCACGAGAUUUUUUAGAAUUGCUACGCAGAUGUGCGUUGAGAACGUUUAUCAACAGUUGAGCGAGGAUAGGAUGAACACUCCUCCCAUACCACCGAAGAGAGACAAAUACUACACAAUGUGCGACUCAUUCAUAAAACUGGUUUCGCUCCUUAUCAAGAACACACCUGAUGGCGGCAAUCCGACGCCCAAGUUGAACCUCCUAAACAAGAUUUUAGGCAUCAUUGCUGGCUGCUUGCUGCAAGAUCAUGAAGAGCACGGCACGAACUUCCAGCAGCUACCGUAUCAUCGUCUACUACUCAUCCUAUUCCUUGAUAUGAAUAUGGCUGAACCCGUUUUAGAAUCGAUGAACUAUCAGGUUCUAACUGCAUUCUGCCAUACCCUUCGUAUCAUUCGGCCUAACAUCGCGCCUGGCUUCGCGUACGCGUGGCUCGAGGUCGUAGCGCAUCGUGCUUUCAUUAACCGCGUUCUAGCGGUAACACCACAGCAGAAGGGCUGGGGGAUGUACUCCACACUUCUGAUCGACUUGUUCAAGUUCCUAGAUCCUUUCCUUCGCAACACAGAGCUCGCGACGCCCGUCAUGAUGUUAUACAAGGGCACGUUGAAGGUGCUUCUCGUGCUUUUGCAUGACUUCCCUGAGUUCCUGUGUGAUUAUCACUAUGGUUUCUGCGACGAGAUCCCGCCAAACUGCAUCCAGAUGAGGAACCUCAUCCUGUCUGCGUUCCCCCGCAACAUGCGGCUCCCGGAUCCCUUCACUCCUAACCUGAAGGUGGAUCUACUUGCGGAGAUCACGCUGCCACCCCGCGCAGUGAUCAACUACAACACUAUCAUCCCUGCGUCACAAUUCAAGAAGGAUUUGGAUGCUUACCUGAAGGCUCGCGCACCUGUCACGUUCCUGUCAGAACUGAGGAGCAACAUGCAGGUGUUGAACGAGCCCGGUCGGCGGUACAACUGUCAGCUUAUGAAUGCCGUGGUGCUAUACGUCGGAACGCAGGCGAUCGCGCACAUUCGCUCCAAGGGACAAACACCCAACAUGUCCACCAUAGCACAUUCCGCGCACAUGGAUAUCUUCCAGAAUUUCACUGUAGACUUCGACUUCGAAGGACGAUACCUAUUCCUGAACGCGAUCGCGAACCAGUUGCGGUACCCUAACAGCCACACGCACUACUUCUCGUGCUGCCUCCUAUACCUAUUCGCCGAGGCCAAUUCUGAGGCCGUACAGGAACAAAUCACGAGGAUGCUGCUCGAACGACUCAUCGUCAACCGCCCCCACCCCUGGGGCCUACUCAUCACCUUCAUCGAACUCAUCAAGAACCCAAUCUACAAAUUCUGGUCGCACGAGUUUGUUCAUUGCGCACCUGAGAUCGAGAAGUUAUUUGCAUCAGUGGCACGAUCCUGCAUUGUAGACAAGACGGGUGCGGGAGGGGGGGAAAGAGAGAUAGCCGAGUAGCGUCGCGCCAAUUGGGAGUCGGUCCGGCAUAAGCACAUGUAUAAAGGCUAUGUCGAGAAAGGCUUCCAAGGCGAGGCAGGACCUAGCCAGCCGCCGCAGCCACAGCCGUCCACUUCAGGCCAGCCCCCCAAACAGAUGUUGCAGUGGAACAAACUGUUUCAAAAGAAGUAAAUCAGUGACGAACAAUUGUACUGUACAUAUAUUUAUAAUGUUGUAGUGAUCUCUUUGUACAUUAAUCAUUUGGUUUUUGACAUUUGCUCGAACAGAUAAUCUUUUCAAAGUGUAAUUUUCAUCAAGCUUUAAUUUGACAAUCCUCUCAAGUUUUGAUUGACUAUUUGAUAUAAUUAUGAAUUCAAACAAAAAUAAAUUAAAAUUUUCUCAAUUGUUUUUUCUCAAUUACUCAACAGCAAUUUUUUUAAAUAGUUAAAUGACAGUAUGUCAAAAAUCAAUUAAUAUCUCUAAGGCAUAUGAUACACACGGAUUGUGUGUUAUGGCAAGAGAAUCGCCACUUCGGUGGUCAAAUCACAAAAUUAUAUAUACUAUAAAGUUAGUAUUGUACAAAAAUUGUGUGACCGCAGAAUGUCGAUUAUUGAAAUCUUGACUUAAUUGACUAUUGUCUACAUACAAACAUUUAAAAAUAAUCGUUAAAUUCACAUUUACAUAAAUUUCAUUUAGUAAAAUAUACUAAUUCCCAUAUUACAUUCUGGAUUACAUCAAAUUAUUGACUACAAACAUUUAAAAUAUAAUUAUGUUUUACCAUUCAUUUUUACAUUUUUGUCAUUUUUCAAUUUUUAAAUAGCAUAGGUACUUGCACCGCGUACCGCGACACGGACCGCACAGAACGUUUCACUCGCGCUUCGUGCUCGCGGUACUCGCCACUCAAUCAUGUUAUUAAUCCAAAUUAAAUUUAUUCCAUAUAAUAAAUACUUUUGUACAUAAAUGUCAUGAAUGUUAAAAUAUAUAAUAAUUAAUACAGUAUAUAAAUAUUACAUAGGAUAUAAAGGCGGUUUAAGUGGAUAGUUGACGGUGGAAGUUUCUUAACGCGAAUGUAGUGAUCACUUGGCGUGUAGCGGGUGGCAUUGGUCCGCAACUAAGAUUUACUUGACGCUGUAGUCACUCGUGUUCGGUGUGUUCUUCUCACACGAAAUUUACAAUUUUUCAUUUGUCGAUGUUUUACUGCAUGAAAUUACAAUUCCACCAUUUCUAAAUAGGUACUUGCACUGCGUACUAGCCACGACCAGAGUGAGGUCUUGUUUAUAAUCCAAAUGCAUGUUACAUUUAUUCCAUUGACAUUGAAAGUAAUAAUAAAUACUUAUAUAGUGAAAGGUGAUGAAUUUUAAAAUAAUGAAUACAAUAAAUAUUACAAAUGCGGUUUUAAGUGGAUAGGUAAUUGUGGAUCACUCGGCGUGUAGCGGGUGGCAUAGGUCCGUAAGUAAGAUUUCGCGACGCUGUUAUCACUCGUGUUCGGUGUGUUGUGCCGCUGGUCGCGACAUUAAUUAGCUGCAUUUAAAAUUAAUCUUACGACCAGACGUACAACACACUCAACUCUCUUAUUUUAAGGCAAAUUACACUAAGUGAUACAGAGCUAGCUUGUCGAAUUAAGGAAAUCGACUGAUUAUAAAGGUAACCGCUAAAUCAAUCGUUAGUCUCAUAAAACAUUGUAUUUUUAAUUCUAAAAGUAUCUUGUAGUUUUUAUGAUGCGACGGUUGGUUCUAAUUGUAAAACAUUUUAGUGGUAACUUAUUUAAUAAGUUUUGAUGAACUUAAGUUCAUGUUGUAAAGUUUUUUAUGUGUGAUUUCAACGUAAUAUAGUAAUGUACGUACCGGUGAGGGACUUGCUUCGCAUGUAGCUCCCCGCCGGGCUAUGCAUUUUAGAUUUAAUGCUAAAAUUAAACUUCACUUUGAUUAAGCCAUGUAAUCACCUUUUCUAAAGAUGUGUUUUAUUAACUUUAAACAAAAGUAUUUUUACA
Messenger RNA from Helicoverpa zea (corn earworm), 9426 nucleotides. It is a transcript of the gene Not1, whose product is annotated as CCR4-NOT transcription complex subunit 1. Gene Ontology annotation, molecular function: molecular adaptor activity. Bases 282 to 7457 code for a protein of 2391 amino acids. Gene Ontology annotation, cellular component: CCR4-NOT core complex; P-body. The record is from RefSeq and is a predicted model, not a curated record. The transcript has 16 exons. Lineage: Eukaryota; Metazoa; Arthropoda; Insecta; Lepidoptera; Noctuidae. Gene Ontology annotation, biological process: nuclear-transcribed mRNA catabolic process, deadenylation-dependent decay.